Molecule: messenger RNA, 594 nt
Organism: Nicotiana attenuata
Lineage: Eukaryota; Viridiplantae; Streptophyta; Magnoliopsida; Solanales; Solanaceae
Exons: 2
Coding region: 1-594 (197 amino acids)
Source: RefSeq, a predicted model, not a curated record
AUGGAUAUCGGCUACUCUGGCAAUCCCUUUACUUGGUGUAAAGGUUGGGCUUCUGCUAGGAGGAUAUGGGCAAGAUUAGAUAGGGUACUUAUUAAUUUCGAAUGGUUGCAGAGAUUUUUAGACACUUCUGCCACUCAUUUGGUUAGAACUGGUUCGGACCAUGCUCCCCUUCUAAUAUCCACAUCUAAUCCUCAUCGGGAACCUAAGAAGUAUUUUAGAUUUCUAGACUUCUGGACUGAACAAGAGGGCUUCAUGAAAGUCGUGAAACAAGCAUGGCAAUUGCAGACCAAAGAAUUGCAGAACAUGCUUGAGACUCUAGAGGAGAGAUGCUUGAAUGACAACUCAGAAAGUAAUAGAAUGAUGUACAACAGUGUGAAUGCUCAAUUGAUUAGGAAUAUUAAAAAUAAAGAAUCUUUCUGGGGACAAAAAGCUGGCUUGAAGUGGUUUAUUGAUGAUGAUAAUAACACAAGGUUCUUUCACUCUGUAAUCAAUUCUAAGAGGAAAAAAUUGCAACUGACAAAAGUUAAGAAGCAGGAUGGCACAUGGCUUGAGAACAGGGAUGAUAUUGUUGCUGGAGUUGUCAGCUUUUUUUAG